Messenger RNA from Lymnaea stagnalis (great pond snail), 8241 nucleotides. The record is from the annotation of a GenBank genome assembly. NCBI's taxonomy places the organism in Eukaryota, Metazoa, Mollusca, Gastropoda, Lymnaeidae.
AAUAUUUUCAAUUCUGACUAGAUGCGAAAUGAGAAAAAAAAGUACUGGUUUGUAAAACAAAGAUCUGUUUUUAAUUUUUUUUUUACUUUUAUAAGUUAAAAAAGUUUAAUAAAUAAUAAUACUAACUAUAUUUUAAGGCAUCAAGACCAAGAUAUUAUUUUUAAAAAAUCAACUAAUACUAAUAGCCCUGCCAUAGAUAAAUUUUUCGACAUAUAUCAUAUAUGCAUACAUAAUAAUGUAUAUUUAAAGAUUCUAAUAUUUAAUUUAAAUUAUGUCCUUGAUAUAUGGUUGGGAAAAGAACGAGAGUGCUGAAACAUACAAAUCUCCAAAAGAGAAAUACCAUUUGUUUGGGUCUUACUUUAAAAUAAAAUUUAAAUAACAAUAGUAAUAGUAAUAGAAGUGAUAGAAAUACUAAAUACUUUAUUAUUUUUUUAUAUUUUUUUAUAUUUUUUAUUUUUAUAUUUUUUUUAUAUUUUAAAGUAUAGUAUAAAGUAUAUAUGUAAAUCUAAUAUAUUUUUAUAUUAAUGUUGUUAAUACUGGUCAUUUGAAGGAAAAGUCAUUAUCAGCCGAAAUAUUUUCAUUUAAAUCUAAUCACAAUUAAAGUUAAAGCUUAGCAUUUUCAUUCAUUGUUUUUCAUACUAAUUGUUUGUGUCUUACUAAUCUACUUACAAGUACAAGCUUUAACUUUAACGCAGUCCAACCCUGUCAUAUUUAGUUUGACAUGUAGGAAAUGGCAAAUGCUGAAUUCAGUGAGGACGAUAGUGUUUGCAACUCCUUGACAUUUGACGAAACUUCUCGUUAUUUAAAUCUACAUUGACUUGAAAAUGAGUGAUACAUUUAUUGUAUUAGGUAAAUUCUUUUUGCAUAUCGGUAUUUGGAGGAGCCAUAAUUUCAAAAUGGUGAACGUAACAAAAGGUGUUCUCGUAGAAUGUGAUCCAGCGAUGAAACAAUUUCUCUUGCACUUAGAUGAAAAGAAUGAAUUUGGGAGGAAAUUUGUACUUCAGGUAUUUAUUUCGAAUUUAGGUUUAAAUAAUAAGUUAAUAAAGAAUUAACUUAAAAGCACCAAAUACGAUCCCCCUUGCCCCACUUAUUACUUAUUUAAUUUAUAUAACUAUUUGUCCUUAUUAUUAUUAUUGGUUAUUAAAAACUUACUUAAGUGACUAAAUUAAGUUUUAAGUGACUAUGACUAAGUCAAAGUCAAACUCAAAGAUCAAUUGCAUAAGCCAAUAAGGGUGCCGCCAUAAGCAAAGUGUUAAGUCUAAGUUCUUAACUUAACUGUCUUUUUUAAUGUAAUCUUAAACUUUUUAAAAAUUAAUUCUUUAUUGUCUUUAAUGAAUAAUCUUAACUGUCUUAGCCUUAACUCUUAACAGAAUUUAACUUUCAAUUUAUGACAAAUUCAAUUUCAAUGAAAUUUUCAAGUAAGUUUAAGUAAAAAAUGAACUUACAGUUACAAUAAGUCUUACUAAGACUACUGACUACUGUCUAAACAGAAGAAUGAAGAAAGAAUAAGAAAGUGUCUCAGUACUCUCAGUCUCAGCUUUGUCACGUAACCGCUAAUAGUAAUAGUCGAUCAGAAAAAUGGCGUCGGAGAUAUAUGUGGGCAACGAGUUUACUUCAUUUAUUCAUUUGACUUGUAUAUCACAAAUGUAACAUGAUUUUGGUCUCAUUGAUCCCUGUGCCAAAGUGUCCUCGUUUUAUAGCCAUUUUAAUUGUUUCUAUAGCAUAGUAGUUUUUAUCCUAGUGUCUCAUUUUUAUUUUACUUAGUUUCCAUGUUUUUAAUAAUUGUAAAGCGCUUAGAGCUUUAAGGUAAGCGCUGUAUAAAAAUGCCUAAAUAAAUAAAUAAAUAAAUUUCAACAAAUAGGGGUGGGGGAAGCGAUUCAUUGUGGAAGUCAGAAAUACUGAGAGCAAGAGAGAUGGGAUAAAAAUGAUAAUGGGGGUGAUAAAUAAUUUAAGCGGGGAGGUUGAUAGUUCACAAAGAAAUAGACCCUGCAUCUUAAUAUAGCGCCAAUAUAGUGUACUGUUGAAGCAGCUUACUCUUCUCACACAAUAUUAAAUAGCCUAAAAUAAAACUUUUUUGACAUAGAUCUGUUAAAAGUCAACUGGUAGGUAUUGGUCUUAUUUUGUUUGGUUCAUAUUUUAAAUUUAUGCUACUAGGUAGAGCUUUAUAGACAUUUAAACCAGAGGUAUAGCUAAGUUAAUUCAAAUUGAAAAGCUUAUGACUUAUGAUGCACUUUACAUAUCUCAGAGCAUUAGAAAAUAUUACCAUAUUCAGUAUUUAUUUAUUAUCUAAGGAUCGGCUGACUAAUAUAUAUACACAAUAUUGGAAUAUAAUAUGUAAUGCAACUAUUUUGCCGGCGACUUCAUGUCACAUGACAUGUCUGCCGGAAUAAUAACACAUACUAAUCGUUCGGUGGUCAAGUGACAUGCCCGCUGGAAAAAAUAUCUCCCGCACUAUUUGUCCGGUCGCCGGACAUAUAGACACUGCCUAAAAUUUAAAUACUCCUGAUCAGUGUAACCUGAAAUUGAAGUCUAGUUUAAAAAUUAAAAAAAACAGUAAUUUAGGGGCCUACACUGAUCACUUUAAAGUUUAAUUUUAAUAAACUAACUAAAAAACUAACUGUAGCUUACCACUACUUACUUACUGCCUACUGCUUAAUGAAACUGCCAACUAAAAUAACAAACUUAUAAUUUGAUAACAACAAUCAAAGAAAAGUUUUUGAAGCCUGUCGAAAUAGCCACUUUAAAAAAAAAAAUGUUAAAGAUAAUAUGUACUUUGACUGACAUUUGUUAUUUAAAAUAACCUAUAAGAAAUUAAAAAAAAAUAAAUUAUAAAUUGGCAAAUAACAUUAAAAUUCAAUGCAUUUUUUUUUUUUUUUUAAAUCUUCAAAUCUAAAAUUAAAUGCAUGAAUUAUAAAUGAAUACAACUAAAAUUUCCCAUAAAACUAAUACAAGCAUACUAUUACUAUGGAUUAAAAGUUAUUAAGGAUGAACAAAUUAUUUUGCCGUCUUCUCGGAUACUACUUUUCAGCUAAGUGCUAUUUUUUAAUUUCAGAUUUCAUCUGUAUCUACACAUCUAACUAAAAGUGAAAAUCAAAAAUGUUUUGUCCUUGGCAAAGCACUAUAAAGUAGUAGUUAAGAUUUUGGGCUUUUGUACUUGUAUAUCACAAAUGUAACAUGAUUGGUCUCAUUGAUCCCUGUCUAACCUCUGCAUUUUUAAAAAUUUCAAUCCUCGCAGGACCUGGAUGACACCCAUUUGUUUGUAGCUGCUGAAAUUAUAGAAACCUUGCAAGACAGAAUUGAUGAGCUGAUGGAUCAGAUGUCUUUUUCAAUUGCUGAGAAAUAAAUUGCUCAUUUGGAUGGUAACCACCAAAUUAACGUUUUCCACCUUAGUGAAUACUGAAAAAAUAAUUAAAUUAUGUUUGCUGAGAUGUCCUAUCAAAUUAAUAAUAUAUUGUUGAUGUUGCAAGCAAAGCUUAAUGAUUUUUUUUCAACUUCAUUUUCAGGCCAACAUACUGCAGUUACUGCUGAUCAAAUAUUAAAAAAAAUGUUUUUAAGCUUUAAACCUUUCAUUACAAAAAAAAUAAAAUAAUUCUAAAUAAUCAAAUAGAGGGGAAUAAGAGAGAUAAUACAUUUCCUUUUUGUAUUAAUGACUUAUAUCAACUCUUGGGAGACACCUUACUAAAUUUGUUUUAUUUAAAAGACUCAAAUAAAAUUUACACAAGGAUUGUAAAAAAUUUUUAAAAUAAAAAUCAGUUUACAAUUUAAAAGUUUUUAAAAUGGAUGCAAAGCAGAACAAUAUUUCAAGAGAUUCUUUAGAGGUUGAACCCCCCACAUUGAGUGUUUUUGAAUUGUUGACAUUGUUUCAUGGCAAUGAGGAGAAUCUGAAGUAUUACUUAAGUCUGAGAGAAAGUUUAAUGGUGCUCAGAGCGGCCGGCAGUUUUUGCUGGUGUGAUCCAAAAGACGAGGGGAUGAGAAACAUGUUGGACACCAAGAAGUGGGAGCCUAAAAUAACUUUGAGACGCAUGGCUUCAGAGGAAGCUGAUGGCUAUGGUUUUACCAGCAAACAAACAGCACUAGAGGAUGUCUUGACGAGUGAGGAUGGGCCAGAGAAUAAUGGGAAUGCUGGGGAAAGUCCUGCGGGGGAUGCUGGAAUGUCUUUGGGGAAACAAGCAACAGAUAGGUGAGGAAUUGUUAAAAGACAAUGACACUUUUUUUUUUAAAGUUUGACGUAAGGUUUUUAAAAAAUCCAAAUUGCUACAUAUAUUUGUUUCGACUAAAACAUGCAUUCAAAAAUUGACAAUUUUUUUAGGUGAAAUGUUUGUUGAAACAUUAUUAUUGGUAAAAAUGUUAUCCAUGUUAUUUGUUUUAGUCAUGUGCUACUGAGCUUGGCAUUUCCUCUCUUUCUCAUUAUUUGCAGUGACAGCUUUAUUUGUGGUGUGGAUGGAUGCAAUCAAACAUUCACUUCAGUUGCCAAGUAUGUGUCCUGAUCAACCUCAUAAAAUCAUUAGCUGUUGUGUUUGAAAAUAGAAUCUUAUUACUUUAAUUCUUGAAGAUUUAGUCAUUGGCCGCCCUUUUUUACAAAUAUGUUAUAUAUAGUAUAAAGCUGGCGCAGCUAGGUAAUUUUCGUACAGCUAAUCUAAAAAUAAAAUGUUGUGUGUCUUUCAGCGUUAAAAUGAACAAACAAGAGAGGAAAUACCAUUUAGUUACAGUUAGAGUUGCUUGUGUUAUGUCGGUUGAAGAUAAAAGUGGAAGUCCAGUGUUGUACUGUUUAUCCACAGGUAUGAGUCACACUAUCACAACAGUCAUAAUUUCAAGUGUGCCACCUGCAAGCGGACGUUUGUGUCCAACUUUCUCCUGGACAUUCACCUCCAGGAGAAUCACGAUUCAUACUUUCAGAUCCUUUCUCCCAAGAUCGACAUGGUAAGAUAACUAUCCUAAAAAUCAACAUCAUCUAUGGCACUACAGCCAGUGCAGGACUCUGACAUGCUGCAUUGCAUCCUUCCAUUCAGACUGAUCUAGGGCUUUUAUCUCUAUGGGAAAAUCAUCAGCUUACGUAAAUCUAUCUGUACAUUAUUGAUUCGUCUCAGUCUUGGUCCACCUGCCACUUUUGCAACUCGGAGCUUUACAGGUGAAAAUCAAUAAAUCAAAUCCUUGUCAAAGUUAUAUGUCAAAAUCCAUUUAUGUCCAUCCAAUUUUUCGGUUUUUAAAUAUAUUUUUUCCAUGACUGAGUCGUUAACCCUGCGAAUAAGCACCAGGGUGAAUAUAUCCAUCAGCUCUGAUUGGUAGCCACCUUGUUUUAGGUCAGGUCCUUAGUCCUUCUAAAUGCCAUUACUGACUUCAAGGCACCGAUUGCUGACUUUGGUCCGCCCUGUGUAUUUUAUUUCCCCAGUAUCCACCAUCUGUGCGGAGGCGCCCAAUAGGAAAUCAGCCUACCCACAUGAGUUUAAUAACAAGUGGAGAGGAGAUAAUAAUCAUGUCUCUUUGGAUAGACAAGUAGAGGUUCCCAUCAUUGCAUAUGUCAAGUAGAGAUAAUAAUUAGUUAAUCCAGAGAAGUCUAAGAGCAGAUCACCCAGGAACAUAGUAGAAAAGAUAGAAACAACUCAUGGGCUCUUGAUUUGAGAUGGAUUGAUAAUGUAGAGUCAAAUUUAUAGGAUGUUGUUUUUUUUGGCCAGGGCCAUGGGCUGUAGCACCAUACAGAUGGAUAUGAUAUAAUGAAAAAAUAUUAAAAGCAAUAUACACUGUUAUAAACAAUAAUUUACAGAUGAAAACGCUUGGUUUUUUUAGAGCUGGGAUGUUAGUAUUCAUAUGAGUUAAACCAUUAUUUCUUUUCUAUUAUCAAUUACUAAUUGUAUCAUAUUUUAUCGCUGUUGUCUGGCAGAAAGCUGUCUCCUAUCAGUCAUCAAUCACAAAUUGUAUCAUAUUUUAGUACCGGUGUCUGGUAGAAAGCUGUCCCCUGAAGUUCAGAACCCAAGAACUACGCAAAGACCACCUAGUAACACAGCACAAGUAUCCAGCGAAUUUUGCUUUUCACAGGCCUCUCAAGUCAAAGUAAGGACUGAAGAGUGUUCUAAAAAAUUCCUAACAUAAGUCCCUUAUCUUUAUAUCCAUAAGUGGCAGCAUAUUUGUAACAUUAAUAUUACUUUUGCAUUGAAUUAUGUAGAUAUGCUAUUUCUUAAAUGUCCAUUAGGGACACAAUAUAUUAUUAAAGUAUAGGGGCCCAUGCCAUCCGUUUAUUAAAGUCUCAGGUUUGAACCAUUUCAAUAAAGUAACAUUCAAUUUUGUCACACUUUUGUCAAUUAAAUUCAUUGAAACAUAGACAUUAAAAUUACUAUGUUUAAAAAAAAUAUAUAUUUUUUUUUAAAUAUCACAAAAUUAUGAGUUAUAUUAUGUCAUUCUCACUAUGCUGAGCCACUUUUAUUCAUCAUGUUAAUCUGAAGCAUUUAAUUGUACCAAGAUUUUAAUAGGAUUUUUUUUGUCCCCAGACCAAAUGAUAAUGGAGACGGUGGUGUUAAAAAAUCAUCAUUAAACUCAUCCAUGGAUGUAGAUGUGGACAUUGAACAAAAUACACAAAAGAUUGCUACUGGAAAGUCAAUAGGGAACAACAGCAGGGGAAGAAGUAAAAAGUGAGACUCAUAAAAUAAGGGAUGUUUAAUAAAACAAAAUUGUUUUCCAAUAUAUUGGUUUUGAAUAAAAUAUUGGUUUUAUUUUUUGUGUAAGAAAAAGAAUUGAAUUUAGAUGUCAUUAAUUUUAACACUAAAAGUUUAUAUCAGCUAUUAAAUUAAAUGACAUGAAAUCCCUUGCAACCACAUCCAUUCCAUUCUUUGUCAAUCUCUUGUCAUGUUAUAAUGUAUUUAUAUUAUUAUUUUUAUAUUAUUAUUAUCAUUAAGGCAAAUAAAAUCAACAUUUAUUUAUUUUAAAGUCAAGUUUCUUUAAAUUAUCAUAACAUAACUAUUGAAGACUUUUGUUUUUAUUGUUGUACAGUUAAAUUGGAAUUGGUAUUAAAUAAACACUUUGUUUAUAAUUGAAGUUCCAUUUGACACAAUUAAAAAAAAAAUAAAGUAAUAAUAAUUUUCUACAUUAUCUUGAAAUGGUUGUGCUCAAAUUAUUGAAAGUCUGUGAGCCAAAGGGUCAGUAAUCUUAUAUGAGUUGUCCUAUUGCUGCAGUAAUCUUAUAUGAGUUGUCCUAUUGCUGCAGUAAUCUUAAAUGAGUUGUCCUAUUGCUGCAGUAAUCUUAUAUGAGUUGUCCUAUUGCUGCAGUAAUCAUAUAUGAGUUGUCCUAUUGCUGCAGUAAUCUUAUAUGAGUUGUCCUAUUGCUGCAGCAAUCAUAUAUGAGUUGUCCUAUUGCUGCUGCAAUCUUAUAUGAGUUGUCCUAUUGCUGGGGAAAUAACAAACCAUGCCCUAAGAAAAAGUCUAUACAUAAAUAUUAAUAUUUUUGUGUAAAUAGAGAAUUUAAUAACGACUUAUUGUGGAGUGAGAUUUUAAACACCUGAAGGAAAAGUUAAACACAGUGUUGACACAAUUUAUUAUAAGUCCCAAUUGAUAUAUGUGAAAUAAAGUGUCAGAAAAUGAACUCUUCUUUUUGGAAUUUAAUUUAAUAAAUUUCAACUUUUAAUAAUUAACUACCCAAUGUUUUUGUUGAAAACUGGCAAUUAAAUUACAUUUAUAUUGAAGGUUUUAAUUGGCCAUUUUCUUAUAAAUUUAAUGUUCGACACAGCAAUCAUGCUGUGAUAUCCUCUUGAAGCUGCCGAGUUUAAUAUUUUAUGAUGUUGAUGUACCAUACUGUACUUAAAAGGACUCCUUGUGUGCUUCUUUAGGGUUCCAUCAACCAUCUGUUUUGGACGAGGUGCCCAACGGGGAUUUCAACAUCGCCCCCGGGGAGCAAAGGGUCGUCACUGGCAUCAGAGUGCUAGCAUGGACGUGGAUACAACUGUGGAUAUUGAGAAAGUUGACAUGAGCGACCUGGGGGAUUGUCUUGUGGAUUCAUGAUGACGAUUUGAAUAAAGAAGAUGUAUUUGUUUUAUUUCAUUCUGUUAUUUUAUUUCGUUAUUCACAUUUUUGAUUGUAUAUGUUUUAGUAUCAUUGACUCAUUUACAAACAGUUGUGUGUGAUAAAACUAAAUUAUUGUUGAAAUGCUGGAUGUAGCUGGUCAUUUCUGUAACAUUGACAUCAACAUGACAGAGCUGUACAGAUUGUAAUGAGGCAAGACUAACAUAACUAAAAUAAUACCUACAACGACUAAGCA